AUGGCCUCUAUGCUGGUGGCGCUCGUGGGCGCCCUUUCCGUCGCCUCAGUCGCGGCGCAGACGGCUUUGAUAGCCCCUCUACCGGAUGCACCAUCAUGGCAGCAGAAUUCGGUCAUGUCACUCCUCCUGACAGCGCCCGGCGCCAACAUUGUCCCCUUGGCUUACAAUAUCUAUCCUCUCACCGCUGAAGCGGGACUCAACCAGACCGACGUGGCCCGGACCGCGAUCCAUAUUCGAGGCAAUCUCGUGUCAGCUACACAGACAUCCUACGUCAACAUCAAUAGCCCCGAUUCCGUAGCCUAUCUCUGCUGCGAUAACCCGAACUCGUCAUUCAUCACACCAGAUGUGAUGCUGGCUGCUCUAAUGAACAACAAGCCCAAGGCGAUACUGCUGUAUAGCAUGAUCGGGAAUUGCUGCUCCCUGCAACGCCAAGACCUACCGUACCACUCGAUAUUUACUAUGUCAUCGAGGGGAGAAGCGACAGAAGCGCUGAACAUCACGGAUACGGGGGAGGGGGCGGUGCAAGCUUACAUCACGGGCAACGCGACCAUUCCCAACCAGGACAGCCAGAAUGGGCAGAACGGCAACAACUCGGCAGUGGCCAUGAGCAUAUUGUACAGCAUUACGGGUCUUAUAACAUUGUUGUUCCUGGUCAUCAUCGGGACCGGCGCCAUCCGGGCCCACCGGUAUCCGGAGCGAUACGGCCCACGCAGCGCGUACGGAGGACGGCCCAGGCAGAGCCGUGCUAGGGGACUGGCUCGAGCCGUGCUCGAAACUCUGCCCAUCGUCAAGUUUGGACAGCCGCAGAAUAGCAAGCCCGAUCCCGCUCUCGAAUUGGAGAGCGCUCCGGGAUCGAGGGGAAGGGACGGCGUCCAUGACGCUCAUCACCUCUCCACCAUCCCCGAAGAUGCCGAGGCUUCGCCCAAACCGCAGGGAACACCCAAGAGUACGCCAAUUGCCGAAGCCGCCGGAGCUGCCGAUGGCAAUGCUGGCGCAGAUGCGGAAUCCCAAGGCGACGAGCACCUUGGUUGUUCCAUCUGCACAGAAGACUUUACCGUGGGUGAAGAUGUUCGGGUCCUGCCUUGCGACCACAAGUUCCACCCACAGUGUGUUGAUCCAUGGUUGAUGAAUGUGUCGGGUACUUGCCCACUCUGCCGUCUCGAUCUUCGCCCAAGUAAAGAAGACAGUUCUAGUCACACCAGCGGCGAGGACACGCAGCACCUGCCGCCGCCGCUUGAAGCCGAGGCCGAGAACGAGACAGACGGGUCCGCCAGUACGACGAGGCGUCGCUCGUCUCGCCUGAUCGACCUUCACCGUCUGCGACACGCAACCGCCGAGGAGCGCAUCGAGGCUCUUCGACGAUACCGCUCGGAAGCUCAAUCCCAACCGCCUACGGCGGCCGAGGGCGACGAUGAGCGAAGACGCUCGGCGCGGUUGACGAAACGGCUGCGCGAGAAAUUCCGGGUUCGGACUCGCGCGCAGUCUCCCGGCGGCCAUUCUCAGUCCGGAGCAGGGCCAGAGAACCCGGGUGCCGCCUCGUCGUCGACAAACUAG
Thyridium curvatum is the source of this 1554-nucleotide messenger RNA. RefSeq lists its product as uncharacterized. The record is from RefSeq and is a predicted model, not a curated record. The coding region runs from base 1 to 1554 and encodes 517 amino acids. The transcript is spliced from 3 exons. NCBI's taxonomy places the organism in Eukaryota, Fungi, Ascomycota, Sordariomycetes, Thyridiales, Thyridiaceae.